Molecule: messenger RNA, 1528 nt
Organism: Megalobrama amblycephala (Wuchang bream)
Lineage: Eukaryota; Metazoa; Chordata; Actinopteri; Cypriniformes; Xenocyprididae
Product: mitochondrial fission factor
Exons: 8
Coding region: 115-978 (287 amino acids)
Biological process (GO): positive regulation of mitochondrial fission
Cellular component (GO): mitochondrial outer membrane; peroxisome
Source: RefSeq, a predicted model, not a curated record
UUUUGUUCCGCAGAGACCUCCUUCUCCAAAUUAUUGAAAAUGAAUGCACCGCCCACUUUUGCACGCAGUAAUACGACGUUACGUCAGUCGCCGUGAGCUGCACGAAGGUUAGUUAUGGCAUCUACGGGGUAUUUUGGUGACGGUCCGCCGAUGCGCGAGCGUGACUCGUACUUCACUGAGGUCAUCAGCCAGAGCAUGCGCGUGCCCGAGCGGCUGAGGGUCGGUCCAGCCCCUAACGCGCACGAACCUGCAGACCAAAGACCUGAAGAUCUGCCUGCUGCCUACAGCAUGCAUAUACCAGACAGACUGGCCUUAACAGAUGCUCCUGAUAUGAGUCCACGACCUCUUUUCUCCAAACACACUUCAUCAAUGUGGGACCUGCAGCACAGAUCCUGGGACAGGGAGGCUUUCAUGAGAGAGCCUGUUCAGAGUCCACUUCGCAGGUCUUAUAGUGACCAGGCCUUUGGUCGAACCCCACCUGGAACCCCCACACACUCCAGACAAACACUCCGCUCCCAGUCUCCCCGCAGUGUUGGACAUCCACCUGUCGUGCAUACAGACCAGUCCCCGCCAAUGCCCCCAGGGCAUCCCUCCAUCCCACCCAACCUGCUGUCCCCACAGAGCAUGCUGCAGGCCGCCAAGGAGCUGGGCCAGCAGGCGUCUCAGAAACUCCUCCAGAGUGUCACCAAAAAGUACUCCUCCAGGUUUGGUUACCUGGAAAACAAUCCCUCUCAGGCUGUGGAGGUUCAACCUGAUCAGAGCAGAACAAGUGCCUCGCAGGAGUUCUGGCUCAGUCCUGAAGAGGACACUGGUACUGCUGUUGAGUUCAUGGUGCUCCGCAGACAGGUGGUAAAGAUGAGCAGGAGGAUAGCAGGUCUGGAGAGACAGAACGCAGAGCGCAGACAGACGGAGCUGGUGCUCUUCUCUCUAUUACUGUCUGCCUGUCUGAUCAAUGGCUGGCUGUGGAUGCGCAGAUGACGGCUCACCCUCACAACACUACAAGAGCACCAGAGCCUGGGAAGUACAAAACUGUGCACAUAUUUGUGUUACAGUGAUUUACAUGGAUACAUUUGUUCCAUCUCAAUUAUGUUAAACCGCUCCUAUAGAGGACUGUCUUCAGAAUGAGGCAUAAGUGUUUGCACCAUCGAAUAUAUGUGCAUUGUAUGAUCAUGGUAGUGACAUGGGUCACUUUGGUCUACAAAUGAUUUGAGGGAACUCGAGCAUGUUUUUCUCACAGAUGAUGUCAUUAAGUAAUGCUGUCUCUCUUUGGCUCUUUUGAUCAGGCUAAUAGCUAGUAUGUUUUGUAUUGGAUUUAUUCUGCAAACUAUGUAAAUGAGAUUUUUCUGCAUGCUUUACAAGCCUUACAGGUUUUGUCCUCAAUCUUAAUGAAAGUAUAAAUUAGGGUUUUUUAUUUAGUUUUCUUUUUUCUUCCAAUUAGGCAUUUGAAUAGCCUUCAUCCAUUUUAAUGCAUUUGCCUAGCCUGAUGAAUGUAUAUUUAAAAUAAUAAAAAUUCUCAGAUCCCGCUUUC